AGAUUCUUUAGUUGAUCUCGUCUGACAUAUAAGAACUUGAUUGAAGGUGCCAUUCAUUUAUGCUAAAUUUGUGGUUUCCUUUCCCUUGUUGUUUUUAACAAAGCCGUUCAAUUGUAUGUCUGGCUAGUUUAAAUGCACCAACGCUUAUUUUCAUUAGAACAUCCCUGUGUGCCUCUUUUUCCUUCAAUCAUAUUUUAUCUUCUACUCAUUGAGGUCGCAGAUCAGCCUCUUAUCUGUGUAUUCAUUCAUUCUUUUUUCUAAAAUGCAAGUUACAUUCCAUUCAAUCUAGAACAGGACAGUAGUUAAUAUAAAUCAGUACUUAAGCCUGUUGAUGUUAUGUUGGUAUUUCUAAUUGCAGCUGAUUAAUGGCUAUUCAGAUGCGGGUUCACAUACAUGUUGGAAGCUGAAAAUGUCUACGAUCUUUGGUUCGAUAUUGGGUUCAAAAUUGAGAUAAUUUUCAUCUCAGAGUCCAAACCAAACUCAGGAGGGUUCCUCAUCAAAUAUAUAUCUGCAUUAUUGUCUUGUUUCCUUCAGUCAUUUAACAGAAGCCAAGCCUCAUCAAAGAAGUUCAAAAUUCUUGACUCCCCAAAAUGACAAUCUGGUGGUUCUUUCUUGUGGCCACUUGCUUAAAACUUGUUCUCCUCCAUUCCUACCGGAGCACAGACUUUGAGGUCCACCGGAACUGGCUGGCUCUUACUCACUCUCUCCCUCUCUCUCAAUGGUAUUAUGAUGAGACCAGUCCAUGGACACUUGACUAUCCACCAUUUUUUGCCUAUUUUGAACGCUUUCUAUCCAUUUUUGCAAACCUAAUUGAUCCCAAAAUAGUUCAUCUUCAAGAGGGCCUGAAUUACAGUUCAAACACGGUGAUUUGUUUUCAAAGAGCCACUGUAAUGCUGUCUGAUUUAUGCCUUCUCUUGGGGGUAUAUAGAAUGACUAAGAAUCUGGAUUCAAGAAGGAAAAAGUUGAUCUGGUCAUUGGUUCUUUGGUCACCAAUGCUAUUUAUAGUAGACCAUAUGCAUUUUCAGUACAAUGGAUUUCUCAUUGGGAUUUUGUUGAUUUCACUUUCAUAUUUGGAGGAAGGAAGGGAUGUGUUGGGUGGCUUUGUGUUUGCUGUGCUAUUGUGUUUCAAGCAUUUAUUUGUAGUGGCAGCACCAGUCUAUGCCAUUUAUUUAUUGAGGCAUUUUUGCCGUGGCCGACUGCUUAGAAGUGUUGGCCGAUUCUUGCUUUUGGCAGCUGUAGUUGUAGUAGUCUUUGCAGCUGCAUUUGGGCCCUUCAUCUACCUUGGGCAGGAAGUACAAAUCAUCCGUAGACUGCUACCAUUUGGCAGGGGGCUUUGCCAUGCAUAUUGGGCCCCAAACUUUUGGGUAUUUUAUAUUAUAUUGGACAAAGGGCUUGCUUUUAUGCUCAGAAAACUAGGAUUUGAAAUUCCAACAACAACAGCUCCGUUCACUGGUGGGCUUGUAGGGAAUUCCUCUCCAUUUUCUGUGUUACCUCAGGUCACUCCCUCGUCAACCUUUACAAUAGUUUUGCUUGCUUUAUCUCCUUGUCUUAUCAAAGCAUGGAAGAAACCACAGAAGCAAAUGAUUACUAGAUGGGUAGCCUAUGCUUACACUUGUGGUUUUGUCUUUGGGUGGCAUGUUCAUGAGAAGGCAUCACUCCAUUUUGUUAUCCCCCUUGCCUUUGUUGCAGUGAAAACUAUGGAUGAUGCUAGGCAUUUCUUUUUGUUGUCUGUAGCAUCUUGCUAUUCACUAUUCCCACUGCUAUUUGAGGCACAAGAAUAUCCAAUCAAAGUUCUAUUGCUACUUCUAUGCACCAUUUUGAUGUGGUUAGAGUUUUCAGAGCUAUUUUGCCAUGCUUGUGAUUCGGAAGCAUUAAGAGCACAGGCUGUUCAUACAAAGAAAAGAGAUUAUCAUUAUGGUUCUAGAAAUGAUCCAAGUUUAGCUAAAGAAAAGAAAGUAAGUUUGGUUGGGUGGAGGAAGAGUUAUCUGGUUGGUCUUGUUAUUGUAGAAAUCUGGGGGCAGUUUUUGCAUCCUCUAGUUUUGGGUGAUAAGCUUCCCUUCCUACCUCUUAUGUUAGUAUCAAUAUAUUGUGCAUUUGGCAUCAUUUACUCUUGGAUUUGGCAGUUACAAUCCAUAGUUAAGUCCUCAUGAAAUUUUGUGAA
Neltuma alba is the source of this 2161-nucleotide messenger RNA. RefSeq names its product probable dolichyl pyrophosphate Glc1Man9GlcNAc2 alpha-1,3-glucosyltransferase. Gene Ontology annotation, molecular function: dolichyl pyrophosphate Glc1Man9GlcNAc2 alpha-1,3-glucosyltransferase activity. The record is from RefSeq and is a predicted model, not a curated record. Lineage: Eukaryota; Viridiplantae; Streptophyta; Magnoliopsida; Fabales; Fabaceae. Gene Ontology annotation, cellular component: endoplasmic reticulum membrane. Gene Ontology annotation, biological process: protein N-linked glycosylation; dolichol-linked oligosaccharide biosynthetic process.